AUGAAUAAAGCAGCAAAAGUAGCUUCAACAAUGUUAGUAUCAAAAAAUAAUUUGGUGUUCAAAAAUGGAAAAUUUUUAAAUUCUCUUUUGCCAAUACUUAGAGAUGAAUUAUCAAAAUAUUUAACUACAGAUUUGGAUGAAUCUUCUGCUUUAUUGAGCCAACAAAGAAUUUGUAGAAUUUUUGAUUAUAAUGUGGCUGGUGGGAAAUUUGCGAGGAGUAAUUUGGCUAUGCAGAAUUUUACGGUUUUUUAAUUUAAAA
Meloidogyne enterolobii is the source of this 259-nucleotide messenger RNA. The record is from the annotation of a GenBank genome assembly. Lineage: Eukaryota; Metazoa; Nematoda; Chromadorea; Rhabditida; Meloidogynidae.